GACGCCAUUAUCGUCGAAAGCUCAAUACUUUACAGUACGCGACGUAAAUCGAUCCGGUGAAACAUUUUCAAGCUUCCCAGUUGGAUCCACGUACCGAUCGUCGCUGCGUUAAAAGUAGUUUUACCAUAGAUCCCUUUACCCCACCCGGUCAUUUGUCCUUCCCUCUCAUUCCCGUCACCUCGCUUCCUCCCCUCCUCUUCACAUGCCUUCUCUUUUACUCCAUUCGGCUCCACUUUCUACGGGCUUUUCGAGAUUCCCGCGGGUAGGGCGCGGACAAGUACACACACGGGAGCGGGAAGAAGCAGAGGCGACGCAGCAUCGGAGCGCGAGGCGGAUAAAGGAGCGAGCGAGGACGCGCGUGUACGCGACGUCGCGUCGCUCGAGGGCUGAGUGAGCCGAAGCGCGGCGUGGUGCGAGGUGCGACGACGAGAUGCCGAGAGAGCGCGGCGGCAUGGAGACCCUGGAGUCGAGCCGCGUGUGCCGCCUGUGCGGCCAGCAGUCGGGCAUCUCCAUCAACAUCUUCGACAAGAGUGAGAACCACGUCAGAAAGAUCAACGCCGUGCUACCGAUCAUGGUGCACGAGAUGGAUCUACUGCCGAAGCAGAUGUGUCAUCGGUGUAGCUACAAGCUGGAGGAGUUCCAUAAGUUCUACGUGGACUGCCUGAAGACGGACUCGGCGCUCAAAAGUCAAUUGUCGUGGAUGCGAAAGGGCCGGGGCAAGGAGAAGAUCGGUGUACCGAUGGUGCAUAUUGAGAACGUGAAGAUCAAGGCGGAGUCGCUUGAUUACGACGUAUAUGAGCUGGAACCACUGAUAGAGAACAUGGAGUAUAUCAACUCGAUGAAUUCGAUGGCACUUCCUGCCGAUGGAAUUCACAACGGAUUGACAUAUGCGACACUUUCGCGAUGUUGCUGUGAUAAGAAGGACCAAAGUAAAGCAAGAAGGACCGCGGAAUUCUGUCAGAAUUAUAGAAAAUCUGUAUCUAAAUGCGACGAGAUCGCGGCCGACUCGCGGAAAAGGACUCUCGAGAACACUGCCGCCAAAAUAAAACCGAUCAAGAAGAAUACUUUUACGCAAGCGAUGUUUCCAGAUUGUCCGCAGAAUCGUCUUUCUUGCGUCGAAGCUAUAGGGAAUGCGCGAGAUCGUUUGGUCGCAGAUACGAACGCCAAAGAUGUAUUCUCCGUGAAGACGCGAAACCGUUCUUACGGUCUCGAAGCGGUUUCUAGAAAUGAAGUAACUUCGAAAAACACGAUAGUGCGGAAUUUGAGACCCAGGAACAAUUUGGUGAACUAUGCAUUAGAUAAAAGGAGAACGAUAAUGCAAAAUUUGAAACCCAAGAAAAAUCUAGUAGACUAUGCGUCGAAUAAGAAAAGAAUGUCGAUCGAUGUUGAUUCGGGACCAUCUGUAGCAAGCAACUCGGAUAUUUCUAAUCCGAAAACAACGUUCGCGUCAAACUUUACGUUGACUCGACAGAUCAAGGUGGAACAAAUGGACGAGUUAGAAGGACGUAGCUUAAGACCAAGAAAGAAUGUCGUGGAUUAUCAGGAACCGAAAAUGAGGAAAGUAUCAGAUUACCGCGCGAAGAGACGCAAAGUGGAAGGUACGGAGCAGAACUCGAAGCUGCAUUUGAAAAAUGAAAAUGAAUUUGCUCCGAAGCUCAAGAUAAAACAGGAAAUUUUGGACGAUCCGGAAGACACGGUGUUCAGUGAAACAACCAACGCGAUAUCUCAAUUACCGAAUAACUCGCUCGCCGAUUUACCCGCGAAAGUCGAAGCACUGACAAGCGAUAACGAUAUCAGUUUACAAGAUGAUAUGUCAGAUUAUUUCAAGUCGAGUCAUUCACAAUUACGAAAUAAAUUUCAGUUAGCCAAGCGAAAAUCGUUGUCCACCAUCAUGAAAAAUAGCCUGGUGAAGACGAAGAUCUAUCGAUUGCCAGCGGCGAAUUAUUCGCCAAAAUGCCUGAGGAGUCAGGAUGCUUUCCUGAGAAAUGGCAAGACGAGAAAGAAUGAUUAUAUGGAAUGGUCAGUGAAAAAAUUACAAACGAAGAAACUGAUGGACAUAGUUAACAAAAGCGCAAAGAUAAAGCCAGCGAUGGUAAAGCUGGCCAAGACCAUUAAACACUACUGCGAAACGUGCAACGUCAGCUUUAAGAACAAGGAAUUGUUCAGACUACAUAGAUGCUACUACGAUUGAUCUUUCCUCACGUGGCCGAAUUUCCAAGAAAAUUUACGAGCCAUCUAAAGAAUAUUUGAAAGAGUAUGAAAGAGAAAGUUUUUUUGGAUAUCUUCGCUAUAUAUGAAAGACGUUCGAGAGAUUAAGACGUAUUUUUAAAAUGCGUAAAAGAGAAAUCUUUCAUUUUUGGUUGUACAUGUGUGAGAAUGCACAUAUACCUAUAAAUUUCUAUCUACAGAUUAUUUCGAUAAUUUUUUUUUUUUAUUUCUGGAGAUAAUGCUUUUGAAACGAAAGGCGCUUUAUUUAAAUUUAAUAUUCUAUAUUAUAUAACGAUAACGAGAGACGAAAUUUCUUUUCAUGAAAUGUGCCUGCUUGUAAAAAUUGUAGCAAAUUUCUUAAUUUUUUUACAAUGCCAAAAAAAACAUCAGUUAUAUAAUCAUUGAUCUUUUCUAUCUUUUUUUUUAUUGAAAUUUUUUUUUUUUUGGCUUUUAUUAAGAUUAUUAAUACAUAUAUGAGCACAUGGACAAUAAAAAAUAACAGAUAAAAAAUAACAGAUUUGUUUGUACAUAUUAUAUUUUGUUUAAAUAUAUUAUCAUCUGUUAUUAUCUUUAUUAUAUCAUUUAUUUUGUAAACGAGAAUAUAUAUGCAUACUUACUUGUGUGUCAUCUUAUGUUACAUUAAACAAUGACACUGUUGCAUAUGCUUAAGAUUUUAUGUAAAAAAUUCACAAGUCGCCUUCAAAGAUUAAGAAAUAAAUAUAUGAAUAUAGCUAGAGAUCUAUUUUAUGAAAGGCAAGAGAUAUAAAUAUAUGUCAAUAUAUAUUUCAUGAGAAUAUGUGAUAUAUGUAUAUGAACAUAACGACCGAUUUUUUGGAGAACUCUAUGUAUGCAGAUUAGGGCAUAUAAUAUUCGCAAAUUGCUUUUUUUACGCUACUUUGAAAUUUUAUAUAUGAACACGAUUGAUGUAUAGUUUGACAAUAUUUUUCUAUUUGACAAAAAAAUCAUGUUAUUUAAAAGAUCAAUUUUUUUUUAGAAUUGUUGAACAUUCAAUUUUAUAAACAUUAUAACGAUUAAUAUAUAUACGGAUUUGUUAAGUAAUUAAUUGUAAUUACUUUAAUUUCAUCAUUAUAUAUCAUCAAAUAUUGAAUAAUAUUAUUAUAUCAUUAAAUUUGAUUCACAACAAUAAUAUUGAUAUUAACUGUGUAAGCUUUUAUGCAAGCUUUUAUUGUUGCAAAGUGCUUCUCUAAAUAAUCUGUCCGUUAAUAUACAAAUAAAUAGACGGCGUUGUUAUUCCCUAAAAAUAUAUCUUUCUCAUAUCAUUGAACCAAUUAAUAAAUGUUAUACAACUGCAUAAAUUAUAUAA
This is a messenger RNA of Cataglyphis hispanica, 3532 nucleotides long. RefSeq lists its product as uncharacterized. Gene Ontology annotation, cellular component: nucleus. Lineage: Eukaryota; Metazoa; Arthropoda; Insecta; Hymenoptera; Formicidae. Gene Ontology annotation, molecular function: zinc ion binding. The coding region runs from base 431 to 2191 and encodes 586 amino acids. The record is from RefSeq and is a predicted model, not a curated record. The transcript has 2 exons.